UGUUGGCCGCGUCUGUCACUUUGUAGGACUGGUGACAUGAAUGGAUGGGCUGGACACACCUUCAGUCCUUUCAGAAAAAACACAAACCAGAAAAAACCGUCCAGAUUUGCAUAGAGAGGGGGAAAGACUCCCCCCGACGUUCCCAGAGCCUAAGCCGUCGGCCAGAGAAAUUCACAGCUUCCCCCUCCCACACUCACUCCUCCCAUCCCUUAAAAAAACGCAAAUAAAUAAUAUCUUUCCAAGCCCGCCGCCGUCCCGGGCGGCCUCUUCUCCCCGCCUGGCUCGGCGCGCUCCAGCCCUGCGGCAGGCGGCGACGAGAAGCUGCGGCUCCUUGUGCGGUGCGGCGGGCGCGCAGCAGGCCAGCCGGCGCCGCACUAUGCUCCCCAGAGCGGUGGCAGCCCACGCCGGUGCGUACUGGGACGUGGUGGCUUCCUCCGCGUUCCUCAACCUCCCCGCUGCGCCCGGCUUUGGCAACCUGGGCAAGAGUUUCCUGAUCGAGAACUUGCUGCGGGUCGGGGGUGCCCCGACGCCCGGGCUGCAGCCGCCCGCGCCCCACGGCCCGGCGACCGCCUUGGCCACCGCGGGCGCGCAACUCCGGCCCCUGCCCGCCAGCCCGGUUCCCCUAAAGCUGUGCGCCGCAGCCGAACAAGUUAGCCCCGCCGGGGCACCCUACGGUACGCGGUGGGCUUUUCAAGUGCUCAGUCCCUCUAUGGACAGUGCCAGGCUGCCGGGCCGGGCUCCGGGGGACCGAGACUGUACCUUCCAGCCUUCAGCGCCAGCACCUUCCAAACAUUUUCUUCUGAGCGCGCCGCCAUUCUACUCGGCGUGCUGUGGUGGGUCCUGUCGGCGCACUGCAUCCUCCGCUGCUUUUCCAAGAGAAGAGAGCGUGCUGCCUUUCCUGACACAGGACUCUAAUUCCAAGGCUCGGAGGGGCAUUUUAAGAAGAGCUGUCUUUUCUGAGGACCAGAGAAAGGCUCUGGAGAAAAUGUUUCAGAAACAGAAAUAUAUCAGCAAAACAGACAGAAAGAAACUUGCCAUCAACUUGGGACUGAAGGAAUCACAGGUGAAAAUUUGGUUUCAGAACAGAAGGAUGAAAUGGCGGAAUUCCAAAGAAAAGGAAGUGCUUUCCAACAGGUGUAUCCAAGAAGUAGGUCUUCAAGAGGAUCCCCUCUCACGGUCUGCUCUGGGUUUCCCUUCUCCAUGUCCUUCAAUAUGGGAUGUCCCCCAACAGCACUCAAGUCCAAGAUGGAGGAAUAAUUCUCCAGAACCUUCAGAAAGACUAAUCCAGGAGAGUUCAGGGGCACCACCCCCAGAAGCAAAUUCACUGCAAGGUGCCUUGUAUUUAUGUUCUGAAGAAGAAGCUGGAAGCAAGGGUGUACUUACUGGGGCCAUCUGAAUGGAAGCAUUCCUCCACAUCAAUUUAAAAGAACGCUUAGUAGUAACAUUUGGGCUCUAAUGCCAGCUCACCUGUACCUCAUCAGUGCUUACAGCCUAACAACUUUGGAGCGAUAUAUGAACUAAUGCUUUAGGAAACUCACUCCAGUGUUCUCUUGUUUGGCCCUAGACUCAGGCUUAAUUUGUAAGUGGAGUAGAAUCUCCCAGGAAGUAUGAUGGAACUGAAAAGAAGGACAGCAACAGCUGGCUCGGUCCCUGCUCUUAGUAUGUGUAUAUGUGUGUGUGUCUCGAUGUGUGUAGAUACAUAAAUAUCCAUUAAAAUGUGUUAGUAGAAACUAGUUUCUCUUUAACUAUUGCAUUGAGUAAAUUCAUUUCCUUUUAUGUGAAGAAAAAUACCAUUGACAGAAUGUUAUUAAUUUUUUGAAAAUAAUGUAAAAUUUGGACUUUGGUGCAAACUUUCAUACCCCAAAAACAUGUUUUAAAAAAUCCUCUAUUUUCCAACUUCUUUUGGUAUCCAGCUAAGUGAAUUUUAACACCUUGACUCAGCAGUCCUCAUCAAAUGAGCCGCUGCUAGAUACAUACACUGAAAAUAUAUAUUUAAAAUGAACCCGACAAGCAAAUUAGAAGAAUUUCUAUAUAUAACUAUUAGUAUCCUUAAUCUCCAAGUCUCUGGACCAUCGGGCCAUCGGGAGGCCCAUUUAACUAAUAAGUAUUUUUUAAUCUUUUCUCUGUAAAUAUGGGCCUAGACCAGGGUUUGCAAAAUAAAAUGCCUUUAAGACCCUGUCAGGUAAAUAAAAGCUAUGGCUCACCCAAAGAUAUUUGAGUCAAGUAAUUUUUCAAAUACUGUAUUGGCCAAACAGAAUAUCUAUGCCAAGAAGUAUGUGAUCUCUGGCCAAGACUAAAGAAAGCCGUGGUGUCACAGUUCUUAAAUUUUUCUAACUGGACUUAAAACCACAAUAACUAACAGAAUCAACGAUGAUUUCUGUUUGCGCUUCUAGUUAGAGACUCAAUCUUCCACUUAGGUGACAUACACUUUACAUAUUAGGUUAUUUUUAUGUAUUAACAAACACUACACAGAUGUUUUGUGUUUUUUGACUACCCUGAAAUCGUAUCUUUCUAAAAUUGCAUUUCUGGUAAUGAUCUACUUAGUUAAUCCAGAAGUUUUUACUCCAGGACCAAGAAGAAAUUAUGUUUCACUUUGAAGGAAAUGAAACAAAAAUAGGAAAUGAUGUGGUUUUGCCUUGAACUCUUAUCAAUCUGUGGACAAGAAACACUCUGAGAAGUUCAUUAAGUGGCAUUUUGUUAGUGAGUAAGCUGCAUAAUGAUGGUGGCUUCUAAUUUGCUGAACUCCGCUAGUCUGAGAAGUUAACGUCUUUUGAGGGUUUAGUGUUUAGAAAAGAUAUUUCAGAAGAUAAUGGUUUUAAUCAACAGCAGGAGAUUAUUUUCUAUGAAUAGAGUUGGACUUGGUAUGUCAACCCGUGUCUUUACCACAUGAUCUUUUACUUAAAAGUCAUUUUAGAAGCGUGUCUCAGUGCCUCAUUGUGGGGAAUGGGAGCACGGAUCUGCUGACAAAAAUUUGAAAUUUAAAACCAGUCUUAAAAUGAUUUAUAGUAUGGUUUCUAUUCUUAUAAUGUUAACCUCAUUUACAUUUAUAGGGUACUUCCUAUGUGCUAAGCAUUUAGGGUGGAUUAGCUCAUCUAAUCCUCAUGGCAAUAACGCUGUGAUGUAGACGGUAAUUACUAUCAGGAUUCCUGUUACCCAGACAAGGACACUAAGGCAGAGUAUGGUUGGGGUAAUUAUCCAGCGUCAUUAAGUUAAUAAAUGGGAUUUGAACCCUGACACUCAAGUUUUGAAUCUUGGAAUCUUACCAACCAUGUGGGGAUUGCAUACCGGUGUUAUGUAUUCACACAGCUAUGGGAUGCAUUGUAAGAGAUACAUUUUGGGGAUUGCAGUGAGAUUUAUUAAAGAAAUUCAAAAGCUUUACCAUCUUACUUGGGUAAUGAUUUUAUCUUCAGUAUUGUGUUUUCUAUUAGAUUUUGAACUUUAAGGAAAUUAAGGAAUUGCAAAAUCCUUCAACUAUGAAGCCUCUAUAGAAAAUAGUCCCAUAGGAGUGUUUAAGCAUAAUCACUGUUAUCAUAUAUAUAUAUGAGAUAUAUAUAUAAUCUAUAUAUCACUCACUGCUAAAAUAAUAAAAUGCUUAUCUGUGGUCAGUGUUUCUUGAGAAUAACUUGAAAGUCAAAUAAGAGAAACCUCUGUCAUGGCUAUCUGAUAACACAGGUAGGGCUAAUUGGUUCUUAAAUAAUCUUCCCUCAGGGCCUAACCCAGCAGAGGCAUCUAAGACCCAGCAGAGGCAUCUCAGUGUAAAAUUAGCUUGAUAUUCAAAUAGAUAAAUCAAGCUUUUAAUUGUUUUCCACUUUGGAAUGUGUUAACACUUAGGAAAAGUAUGCUUUAGAUGGCUGUAUUACCGGUACUUAGGAAACACAUACACAGUACACAUACAUAUGCCCGGUGUGCUUUCACUUUGCCUUUACUUGCCUGAAUGGCUGGAGAGAGUGGCUGAGCCCCCUAUCAUGUUGAAGGGUCUCCCUUCUCUCUUGUGCUUUGCUACCAUCCUUCCUCCCCUCAUGUAAAUAUAUAAUUUUCUCUGCCAUCUAGAUGCAGACUCCGUUUCUUCAGUUGAUGACAUAUUAGUAGAUUUGUUGUCUGCUUUCCAGACAAAUAGUGCUCUAGUGAGAGCCAGGGCCAUAGAAGCCUGGAGGCUGAAGCAUUUUAAUUUAAAAAAACAUUAUCAAAAAGAUCUUAAGCAGAUGAGAAAAAAUGGUGAGCAUUAUCCCCUAAGCUUUCAGAAAGAUAAAUACUUAGUGUUGGAAAUAUAUAAACAGGUUAGGGAUGAUCACUGGCUUUUGAGACAAUGAAAACCAUGAUCAUUAAUGUUUAAAGGGCAGUUCUAUUUUCUUAGUAAUAUGGUGGUUUGAAUGGGGAACCCAAUUAUUCAGUCCAUUGGUUCUCAAACAUUAAAAGUACACGUCCAUGAACAUGCUAUACCUUCCAACCAGUUUUGGAUAUGUGCUCAGAUUUGGGCAUACACUUCAUACAUACUGCUUCAAAAAUCCCUGCCACCCACCCCACCUCUCAAGAAUCAUUAAUACACACUCUUGUUCACUUUUCAAAUACAAGUCACAAUUAAAUAUGCUUGUCCAAGCCACAGAUAUUCUUUCUGGCCCCCUUCACUCCACUUUCUGAUGCAUUCCCUUAAAAACUACAUACCCCCCAGUGUGCUCCAUGACCCCUCCCUUGAUGACUAAUGGUUCCAUGAAGCCUAUUCUACUGUGUACAUAAGCUUGUUAGACACUGCAUUUUGGCUAUCUGAAAUUCCUCAAAAUAUUUUUUCUCUCUAAAUUUAAGCACUUACUGGGUACUAUGUAUGAAGCCUUAUCCUAGCUCUAUGUAAACAAGUAUGAUGAAGAGCAUGGUUCUUGACCUCAAGGAGCUUCUAAUCUAGUCUUCUUGCCAAGAAGAAAUUCUGUGACAUUUUCCAUUCCGCUGGUGAUGGGAUCCAGUGAAUUUGGGGCAAAAAAUAAGCUUCUGACAUCCUCCAACACGUCAUCUUCCAUUUGCAAUGCAAGGUUCUUCCAUGAUCCACCAUACAGAAAAAUGCAAGCUGCUUGACCCUGCUGCUUUUCUGUGCUGUCCCUCCUCCAUUCAGGCCACAGUGGACCCAAGAGGAGCCAGAAAGAGUCCAGGGAAUUCAGUAGCUUCCUUUUGUUCAAGGCGUACCCUAUUUCUAUUUUUCUUUCUACCUUCUCAGCCUCAGGUCAGCCUAUACCUAUGGUAAGUAGGACGAGAGAAGAAAAAGCAAAUAGUGCAAGUUGGGGAAGUCAGGAUGAAUGUUCUUGAAUACAUAUGGAAAAUUUUGCAGAAUUAAUUACAAACAAUUUCUGAAAUAAGCAACUACCCUAAAGACAUAGCAAUAGCCUAACAAAGAUGGCCCUUAGCUUCCAGCUACUACUUCAGUUCUGUUACAUUAUUAUUUCUAGUUAUAAAGAAGCACACUUGAAAAUAUAGCUAACAAAGUAAAGUUCAUAUAUAAUUCCACCUGGUGAUAGCCAACUUAGCUCUUUCAUGAAACAUUUUCAGUCAUUUUUUGAAUGUAUUUUUAUGUAACUAUGUGUGUCUAAACAAAUUUGGACCAUUGCGUAUAUCCAGUUGAUUCUACUAUUUUUUUUUACUCAAUUUUGUACACAGAACAUUGCCCCAUGUCAUUAAAAAUUACUUGAAA
Molecule: messenger RNA, 5674 nt
Organism: Macaca mulatta (Rhesus monkey)
Lineage: Eukaryota; Metazoa; Chordata; Mammalia; Primates; Cercopithecidae
Gene: DBX2
Product: developing brain homeobox 2
Biological process (GO): regulation of transcription by RNA polymerase II
Molecular function (GO): DNA binding; DNA-binding transcription factor activity, RNA polymerase II-specific
Source: RefSeq, a predicted model, not a curated record